Messenger RNA from Corticium candelabrum, 580 nucleotides. RefSeq names its product transmembrane protein 35B-like. NCBI's taxonomy places the organism in Eukaryota, Metazoa, Porifera, Homoscleromorpha, Homosclerophorida, Plakinidae. The coding region runs from base 39 to 485 and encodes 148 amino acids. The record is from RefSeq and is a predicted model, not a curated record. The transcript is spliced from 2 exons.
GUUGAUCAGGUGACUGAAGCGCGUUGCAACGUGCAAAUAUGGCCUCCGUUCUCGUUGCCCGAAUUCUGGGUGUUUUGCUGUUUACAGCAUUUGCUAUGGCUGGCUUAGUAAAGCUCACACCGUGGCUAGACAAGUUUUCAGGUCACACGCAGGAAGAAAUGACGCAAAAUUUCAAGCAUUUUGCAAAAGUGUCGCCAUUUGCAAAAGCCGGUUUUGAUAUCAACCACAAUGUGUAUAAAAAUGCUGUGGGUGCUAUUGAGUUGGUGUGCGCCAUUCUUAUGCUUCUGGGAGGCGUCGGCAUACUAAGCAAACUCGGAAAUUCGAUUUUGAUUAUAGUGAUGUGUGGAGCUGUCUACACUCAUAUUGCUGUUGGCCAUCCUUGGGAGGAAUUAGUACCUGCUGUAUCACUGGGUAGUCUGCUGGCUAUCAGACUUAUUUUGCUCACGUUUUCGUCUGGUGAUCAAGAAGGCAAAAAGAGAGACUGAUUGUAUGGAAAUGGCUCUAGUUAAGAAUUUCACAUGUCUUUGAAUAAUGAAUUGGUAGAUACUAGUAGUGCAGAAGUUGUCACUGCUCACUUGAA